AUGCUGUUUCUGGUGAAUCAGUUAUUCAAGAUUUACUUUAAGAUCAACAAACUCCAUUUGUGUAAACCUCUCAUCAGAGCCAUUGACAGCUCAAACCUGAAAGAUGAUUAUAGCACAGCACAGAGAGUAACAUACAGGUACUAUGUUGGACGAAAGGCCAUGUUCGAUAGUGACUUUAAGCAAGCUGAGGAGUACCUGUCCUUUGCCUUUGAGCACUGUCACCGUUUAAGUCAGAAGAACAAAAGGAUGAUUUUGAUAUAUUUACUUCCAGUAAAAAUGCUAUUGGGUCAUAUGCCAACCAUUGAGCUUUUGAAAAAGUAUCAUCUCAUGCAGUUUGCUGAAGUAACCAAAGCUGUAAGUGAAGGCAAUCUCCUCCUUCUGAACGAGGCUCUAGUGAAGCAUGAGACCUUCUUUAUUCGCUGUGGCAUCUUCCUUAUCCUUGAAAAGCUGAAGAUCAUCACCUACAGGAAUCUUUUUAAGAAAGUGUACUUGUUACUCAAAACACACCAGUUAUCUCUGGAUGCUUUUCUAGUUGCUUUGAAAUUCAUGCAAGUGGAAGACGUGGACAUCGAUGAAGUCCAGUGUAUUUUGGCCAACCUGAUAUACAUGGGUCACAUCAAAGGCUAUAUAUCACAUCAGCAUCAGAAGCUAGUUGUUAGCAAACAAAAUCCAUUUCCUCCACUGUCUACAGUGUGCUGA
This is a messenger RNA of Pipistrellus nathusii (Nathusius's pipistrelle), 699 nucleotides long. NCBI's taxonomy places the organism in Eukaryota, Metazoa, Chordata, Mammalia, Chiroptera, Vespertilionidae. The record is from the annotation of a GenBank genome assembly.